UCCAAUAUUGCCAGUUUGUCAGCUAUCUCAUUUUUAGGCCAGUACUGGUAUUGACAUUUUACAUUUGAACAAACUAUGCAAUGGUGACACCUUCUCUAUAUUUCUUCAGACGUAUACUCAUUGGUCUUUCUGUACUGAAUUUCUUGUUAUUGGCAUGUUUGGGAUAACCUAAUAUCAGCUGAUGUAUUGCCACAGUUGAUUUAUAGAUAGAUAGAAACUUUGUUUAUCCCCGGGGGCAAAUUCACAUGUCACAACAGCAGUAAACGAACAAACCACUUGGUAAUGGACAUGCUCUAACAGAUAUCAUGGUAUUAAUGAUAUGAGAAAGAAAAUAUCAUCAUAUCACCUCAGCCUAAGAGGCUAAAAAUACUUUGACAUUAACUUAAUUUGUAAUGCUUACCUUGAAAGAGAGGCACUUUGUGUAACUAUGUGCUGUGGUCUGGUAGUAUGUUAAUACAAGGAACCUGCAAUCAGACCUCUGUGUUUUUGCUGACUAGGCCUUAAUUUCAGCUGAACUGUCAGAAAUCCAACAUGCAAGAUUCACAUUAGAACCUGUAGCUGUUUGUUUGUUGAAGUGCAUGCAGGUACGUACAUGCAGAGUCUUUCUCAGGUAUCGACAAAGAGAGCAGACUCUUGAUGUACAAGUUUUCAAUAUUUGCAAUCACUCUUACAUUGGAUGCGCAUGUUCGAGUAUGAUGUCCAGUCAUUUUAUCUUAUCUACGUCUUUGUGUUUUCAUUGACAUGCAGCUUGCCCGAGGAAGAUCUUAUAGAUCGAAACGUUGCCUCUGAAAGAGAGUGAUACUAUUUAUUUGGAGCUACCCUCAGGCUGCUCAGGAACGUCAACCCUUGACCAAACAGAUAAGAGUGUAAUCAAUAAAGCAAUGAGUUGUCUCGCAGGAGAUGACGCCAUUAAGAUCUGUGUGUGUUCUUUAAGGUUUACAGUGCACAUCACAUGUCUGCUGUGUCGGUUGCUACAGAGACAGAUACUGUAUAUAAAGGGGGUUAAAAAAAAAACUGACUCUGCUCUUGUCUCUCAUUCUCCCCCAACCUCAGAUAUGGAUUACAAGGUUUUGUUUGCAGCCUUGGCGACAGUAUGUGAAGACAACAUUUCUGUUAUGUGUGGGCCCGAUUUGGCUCACGGCGCUGUUGCCAAGCGACUGGUCACUUGUAUGACACAGAUUCAGGAGCACGGCCGAGCCCUGGAGCCUGUGGUCGGUGGCUUCGCCGCCGUCUUCCACCAUUAUGACUUUGACGCACAAACGCCUGGGAAUGGCUACCGCACCUUGAUCAAGGUGUUGCAAUCCUGCCUUUUGCACAUCAUUCACAAGGGCCGUUACAUUGCCUCUAAUUACAACAGUGCCUUCUUCAGGGCGGAGCACAACGCCUCUGAGAUGGAGGCGUACUGCAGCGCUCUGUGUCAGCUGCGCGCCCUGCUCCACCUCGCCCAGCGGCUCAUCAACGACAACGGCUACGGCCAGCUGUACUCCCUGCAGGACGGGGAACUAAGCCGCAAGUUCGUGCAGGAGUACAUCUCUAUGCACAAAGCCUGUUUCUAUGGCCGCUGUCUGGGCUUUCAGUAUUCGCCAACGCUGCGUCCCUUCCUCCAGACCGUUGUCAUAAGCAUGGUUUCAUAUGGCGAGACGUAUGGUAAACAGCAGUCUGGCUUGGGUAUGGCAGCCCUCUCCCUCCUCACAUCAGGGAAGUACGUCAUCAAUCCGGAGUUGCGUGGUGCUGAGUUUGAACGCAUUACCCAGAACCUGGACAUGCAGUUCUGGAAGUCCUUCUGGAACCUCACUGAGUCCGGCCUUAUAACAGGCUUCAACAGGAUAGCCUCUAGCCCAGUGCAGGUGAAUCUCACCCUCACUUUGCCUCCUGUCACUCUACGCCUCCCGCUGGCCUCAGACCCCAGUCUAACAGCCACCGUUUCACCUCCAAUAGCCCACUGGGGGCCCGGGCCAGUCCACAUGCGUCUCAUUUCUUAUGAGCUUCGAGAAGGACAGGACAGCGAAGAGCUGCUAGCUUUUUCUCGAACUGAUCCUCCCCCCAUCUCCGUUUCCCAUCUCCCCUGGGUACAAAAGCAGCCUCGCUCCCCCUGGCUGCUCGUCCACUUCCAUGGAGGGGGCUUUGUGGCCCAGACUUCCAGAUCCCAUGAGAAUUAUCUUCGGGCUUGGUCCAAGGAGCUGAGCGUACCUAUCCUCUCCGUGGACUACUCUCUGUCACCUGAAGCACCUUUUCCCAGAGCUCUGGAGGAGUGUUUCUACGCCUACUGCUGGGCUCUGAACAACUGUCACCUGCUGGGCUCCACAGCAGAGCGGGUUUGUCUGGCAGGUGACAGCGCUGGAGGAAACCUCUGCAUCACUGUGUCCAUGAAGGCCAUGUCCAGCGGCAUCCGAGUCCCUGACGGCAUCAUGGCUGCCUACCCCGCCACCCUGCUCACCACUGACGCCUCGCCAUCCCGCCUGCUCACGCUCAUCGACCCGCUGUUGCCUCUAGGUGUUCUGGCAAAGUGCCUCAAUGCCUAUGCAGGUGCAGACAGCCAGACGGUGCAGCCUGCAGUGGAAAGCGGCAGUCUGAGCUCUCUGGGUAGAGACACCGCUGUGCUGCUCAGCGAUCUCACCCAGGGAGCCUCCAACUGGAUCCAGUCCUUUCUGGACCCCAUGCGGACUUCAGGCGGAGCCCGCUCAGUGUCAUCAGUGCAGAGGAAGUCCCAGAGCAGUGAACCUCGCAGGACACCCGCUCGCACCUCCACACCAAACUGCGGAGGUCAGAUGGAUUACCCAGAAGGCUUUGAGCCCCUGCGAUCCGAAUCCCUGGCUUUCAUUCGCCCAACUUCCUGUCCCAUUAUCAGGAACCCGUUUGUGUCGCCUCUGCUGGCUCCCAACCACCUGCUGAAAGGCCUGCCACCUGUACACAUAGUGGCCUCUGCUCUGGAUGCCUUGCUGGAUGACUCGGUGAUGUUUGCCAAGAAGCUGCGAGACAUGGGCCAACCUGUGAGCCUGACGGUGGUGGAGGACCUGCCUCAUGGCUUCCUCAGCAUAUUGCAGCUCGCCAAGGAGACGGAGGUCGCAUCAGAAAUCUGUGUGGAGCAAAUGAGGAAGAUUUUUCAGGGAGAAAACCGAACACCGGCCCUUCGCAAACGGCCAAAGCUGGCAGAGACUAACCAGAGUAGCAAAACGUCAGGCUGAUUCAGCCGUCAUUCUUGGGACUGUUGUGUUCUUGGGUGAAACAGAGAUCUGACAUAUUGCGGUGAGAGGGAUGCAAUAUAUUUAAGAAAAGGAAACAAGUGAAAAUUAUGAGGACUGGAGGAAGCUUGGGGACCCUGCACUUGAAAGCUUUAUCGCACAACAUUUUCUGUAGGAAGCAAUGAUUGAUAGAGGCACUAAAAACUCUCGAUAACCAGCUCUAAAAUGAUCCUGAAUGAGGACAAAAAAAGGAAAAUUAUUUUUCUACAAAGUUCUAGAUCCAAAUCAAAUGCACAUCGAGAAAACAACAGACAGACAGAGGCUCCACCGUAACCAGCUCUCACAGCGAUCUCUUAACUGAUGCAUAUAUCAAGUAAUGGGAGCUGUUGUGCCUUGACUUUAAAGUGCUGCUGUAUUUGCUUCAUGUGUGAAGAAAAGCUUUGCCUAUGUUACCAAACUGACCAGGAUUAAAGGUUUACAUGUACAGGAAACACAUUCCAGAUGCACUGUGUUAUCGUUAGAUCUGGAUUCAAUGUAUAACCUCGUUUUGCCAGUUUGUCACAUGUUUACAACACAUUGAUAAGGAGGCCUUCACAAUGUAUUGACCAGCAGUAUGUGGAAUGUUGCUGUGAAAGUAACUUGUAAUACUGUAAAUGAAUUUAAGUAUAUCUUGGUAUUAUUAACUGUUAUAUUUAAAGUCUGAAUUAAAUGAAAACUUCAA
Messenger RNA from Chelmon rostratus (copperband butterflyfish), 3903 nucleotides. RefSeq names its product lipase, hormone-sensitive a (gene lipea). Gene Ontology annotation, cellular component: cytosol. The record is from RefSeq and is a predicted model, not a curated record. Gene Ontology annotation, biological process: cholesterol metabolic process; triglyceride catabolic process. The coding region runs from base 882 to 3185 and encodes 767 amino acids. NCBI's taxonomy places the organism in Eukaryota, Metazoa, Chordata, Actinopteri, Chaetodontiformes, Chaetodontidae. The transcript is spliced from 10 exons. Gene Ontology annotation, molecular function: triacylglycerol lipase activity; sterol ester esterase activity.